UAUCUCCCUGUGCAUAGCAGGAUAAAAAAAAUCUCUAGACUCAGCUCAGCGGUCAUGGCGAAGCUCUGUGUGUUGGCUGCGAUACUUGCGGUGUUCAUUGCAGUUACCCAAGCAGAGAGGUUUCUGGGCGGGAAGACAGAUGCGAAUGAGAAUGACGACGGGGUGAAACGGGCGCUGAAGUUUGCAGAGAACGAGUUUAACAAACGCAGUAAUGAUCUGUAUAUGUGCCGGGUGAAUGAUGUGCGCCGGGCACAGAGACAGCUUGUAUCUGGGAUUUCAUACACUCUGGAUGUGGAAAUGAUUCGAACACUGUGUAGAAAGCCAACCACAGACUUGACUACCUGUGCACUCCAUACAGAUCCCACCAUUGCAAAGAAACAAAAUUGCAUCUUUGAAGUGAACCAUGUUCCCUGGAAGGACAGUACUCAGCUGAUUAAAAUGAAAUGUGAAUAACUUGCUACUUGGCGUACUAUAGGCCUUCAGAAUUUGAAUAAUGUUUUACAACAUAGCAAACUACUAACACUGCUAUGUGCUUCUAGUUUUUAAUAUUGACAGUCUGCUUGGAUAACUUACAAAAUAGUCCAAUGUAUUAAUUCUAAUAAUAAAAUACAUUCAGUAUAUUUCAUUUACAAAAAUAAA
Messenger RNA from Pseudophryne corroboree (corroboree frog), 639 nucleotides. Its product is annotated as cystatin-like. Gene Ontology annotation, cellular component: vesicle; cytoplasm. Lineage: Eukaryota; Metazoa; Chordata; Amphibia; Anura; Myobatrachidae. Bases 55 to 453 code for a protein of 132 amino acids. The record is from RefSeq and is a predicted model, not a curated record. Gene Ontology annotation, molecular function: cysteine-type endopeptidase inhibitor activity. The transcript has 3 exons.